AUACAUGUAGUAUGACAAUUACGUGAAUUUAGGAAUUUUUUAGAAAUGUGGGUUUGUAAAUUAAAUUUAAUAUUCUUUUCGUAGAUACCUGUCCAAAUUGUUUUGGAUAGAUAGAUGUUUUAGAAUUACGGUUUUUCAGUCAAAUAUAUAAACGGAGGUUAAGUGCUGUCACUUCGAUAUGCACCGUCUGAGUGAGGGUCUCUUUAAAUUUGCCGUGAAGAGUUCCCUUAAUGGCGUACGUUACUUUUCUCGAGAACCGCAGAGGAGACCUUCAUUCAUAUCUCGACUGUACGACAAUUUCAGGGAGGAAUUGGCCAAAAAUAAAGAAAUGAAAGAAUCGUUAAAAAAAUUUAAGCAGGAAGCUGAAAAGCUUGAGCAGAGUGAUGCCCUAAAAGCAGCCAGACAAAAAUUUGAAAGUGUUGAAAAGGAAGCUUCUAAAGGCAGUGAAGUAUUCAAAGAACAUUUGAGUAGCAUAAAAGAAAAGGUGCAAGGUGUAAUUGAUGAAGCCGGAAAAACAGAACUUGCAAAAAAAGCUGGAAAAAUAUCAGAAGAAAUCAGUAAGACCACCCACAAUUUGGGAGAAAGGGCACAAGAAAUCGGCAAAAGUGGUGCAUUUCAAAGCAUAUCGCAAGCCACAAAAGCUGUGAAACAAGAAAUUGAAACUACCAGUAUGCAAGGUAGAGUGUAUACAAGUCCAUUAAAACUUCGAAAAAGAACCGAAACUUCUGCAGUACAGCAUCAAAAAUAUUAUGAACCCAAUACUGAAGCUGUUGGUAUAGAACUUCAUAAAGAUUCUAAAUUUUAUCAGUCUUGGCAGAAUUUUAGAGAAAACAACCCCUAUGUGCAUAAAAUUAUUGACUUAAAAUUAAAAUUUGAUGAGAGUGAAAAUCCUGUUAUCAGAGCUUCCAGAGUUCUGACAGAAAAAGUAUCAGAUAUAGUUGGCGGACUUUUUCAAAAAACAGAGCUUUCUGAAACUCUCACAGAGAUAUGCAAAAUUGAUAACACAUUUGAUACAAAGAGAUUUUUAAAACAAUGUGAAACAGAUAUUAUACCAAAUAUUUUAGAAGCAAUGACUCGUGGAGAUCUGGAAGUGCUUAAAGAUUGGUGUCAUGAAGGUCCAUAUAAUCUAUUUGCUAUUCCAAUAAAGGAGGCAUUUAAAAAAGGUUACAAAAUUGAGUCAAAAAUAUUAGAUAUUGACAAUGUUGAUUUAGUUAUGGGAAGGGUUAUGGAUCAGGGACCAGUUUUAAUAAUAUCUUUUACUUCUCAACAAAUGAUGUGUGUAAAAGAUUCAAAUGGGAAUGUGGUCGAAGGUGAUUGUGAGAAAGUCAUGAGGGUAAACUAUGUAUGGGUUUUGUGCAGGGAUGUAACAGAAACAGACCCCAGGGCUGCCUGGCGGCUAUUGGAUCUAUCGGCGAGCAGUAAUGAACAGCUUGUUUGAAGUUUACUUCUACCAACUGUAAAAAUAAUUCACCGCCUCAGUUUGUCUACUUGUUGUUCGUUAAUAAGGCAAAUUGAGAUAUGUACAAAGCAGAAGAGAUUGUUGAAGCUGCCUUUGGUGGUCAGCUGGAGUUAAGAAUCUGGUUGUGCUCAUGUCAGAUUCAGAUGUGGCUGUUAACAAAUCUUACUGUCCUAUUGUAAAUUUUUUAAUAUAAUU
This is a messenger RNA of Cylas formicarius (sweet potato weevil), 1654 nucleotides long. RefSeq names its product mitochondrial import inner membrane translocase subunit TIM44. The record is from RefSeq and is a predicted model, not a curated record. NCBI's taxonomy places the organism in Eukaryota, Metazoa, Arthropoda, Insecta, Coleoptera, Brentidae. Gene Ontology annotation, biological process: protein import into mitochondrial matrix. Gene Ontology annotation, cellular component: mitochondrial inner membrane. The transcript has 4 exons. Gene Ontology annotation, molecular function: protein-folding chaperone binding. The coding region runs from base 179 to 1438 and encodes 419 amino acids.